Molecule: messenger RNA, 948 nt
Organism: Hyaloperonospora brassicae
Lineage: Eukaryota; Oomycota; Peronosporomycetes; Peronosporales; Peronosporaceae
Source: the annotation of a GenBank genome assembly
AUGAAGACGGCCGGGCGCGCGCUGGACAGAGACACGGGCCGUAAGCUGCGUCUGCUGUGUCUCCAUGGCAUGUACCAGGACGCGAGCACGUUUGCGGUCAAGAUGAACCCAUUGCGCGGCGUCCGUGCGACCGCCAACGUGGACUUUGUCUUCCUCGACGGACCCUUUGCGGUUGUGCCGCCUAUUCUCACGCGUCCAGGGAGGCGAUUGAGCAAGCGGCCGAGCGAGUUGUUCGCAGCGUCCAGUCAACGAGCACACGUGAGGCGGAAGGAGCAGACGAAGACCACAGAGACGAAGAAGAUGGAGACCGAGUAUCGAGCGUGGCGGCGGCCGCUGGGCUCGAAUGAGGAAGUCGACCCGAGCCGCUUGGCGAGAGACUGGGACGUGCUUGUGGGCUUCUUGCGCGAGCAGAUUGACGAGAUUGGAGACGUUGAUGGCGUUCUUGGGUUCUCGCAAGGAGCGAGUCUAGCAGCGUGGAUGUGUUCGGAACGAGCACGUGCUGAGUUGCAGUGGUCUCCGAAAGUAGCGGUGCUCAUUGGAAGCUACGUGGGCUCUCCACCGCUCUCGUUGGACUCGGGCGUUAUCUCGGACAUCUCGUCGCUGCACAUCUUUGGCUCAAACGACGGCGUCGUUCCACCUGCCAAGAGCCAGCAAGUGGUUGACAUAUUCAAGCAGCACACGACGCUCGGGAACCGCGUGCGGACGUCGAUGCACGCUCAAGGCCAUGUGAUCCCCAAGUGCGACGUGUCCAAGCAGCUAUUCGAGUCGUUCCUGACACGUCAGCAGCUUUCAUUGCUUGGCAGCUCCAGUGUCUCAUCGGUAAUCGCUGACGGCAACGACGCGAACUCGUUGGAAGCGAUCGAGUCGGAACAGCACUGCAGCUCUUCUUCGCCAGCGCUACGGUGGUCGCCAAGGUGUAGCCAUGUGUGUUUUCCUUCACCUGCAUAA